AUGGCCAUAACCAGCGAAUACGUGAACCACGUUUCGUUCGACGACUUAGCCCCGUCUUUUGUGGCGGACAACCAGCCACUUCUGACCCGUCACAAGGCUGGCCACGAAGUGGACUUCAAAAACCCGUUUUUGCAGGUUUCUGAUCUUACAGGGAUUGACCGCGCGGCGCGCAGCAGCUUGUCUAAUUUGGAUAUAUCCGGCAGCUUCAAGACUUUAUCGCGAGGCUCGAGCACCUACGCCCAUGAAUCAGCUCUAAGGUCACCCAGAUCACCAAACUCGUCCACCAAAAGCGGUUCGAAUACCCCUAGUCGAGAUUCGCCUCAGGCUGAAAGACGGUCGAUCUUGCGGAAACGGGAAUUCAAGGCCCAUGAGGACAUCAAAGACUUCGAUUUGACAGAGGUCGAUUCCCAGCAAGAGUACCAAAUCAAUACUGUGACCGACAAAAACACUCAGGAAAACUCUGGCUGCUCGCACGGCUACACCACCUCUGCGUUCACGAACCUGAACGAAGUGGAAGACAAAAUCAUGCGUCAAGGCCAUAACGGGCAAAAAGCGGCCCCCAAGUCGCACAGGAAAAGCUUUGCAGGGAUGAGCGAUGCAGAGCUUGCUGAUCUGGAAAAGAAAUACGAGGCGGCCUCCAGAACCAAUUAUGACGUGAAGCAAUUCGAUUUCGGUGAACAGGAACAGCUUUACAUCGAGCCUGACAACUCUAGGCCUAUUGGCCCGGGAAAUCAGUGGCCGCAAACAAUUUAUCCAUCUAGGCCUUGUGUUAAUCACAAGGCUUUAACCAUCACCAAGGAGCAUCGCGAUUUCAGCUCGUACGUGCAGGAGCACCGACACACAGAAGAUAAAGAAUGUCUUCGGACCAUGGUUUGUGCCAUCUCAGGCAGAAGACACACUUGGUCUGCGGUGGACUGGUACGUGAAAAACCUAGCUCAAGAUGGAGAUCAUUUGGUGAUCGUCACUAGAGUUCCCAAAUUUGAAGAACUCGCAAAACAGACCACCAGUUCGCGAACUUCCCUCUUGGAUGGAUACGACUUCAAAAAUGACAAGAUCAAGAGUCCCCCUGUGAGUCGAAGACCGAGUACAUCUGAUUGCGAACUGGCAGGGCUGGAAAUCGACGCCUUAGCCCGCUCUAAGUGUCAAAAGAUGCUAUUGUACUACCUCGGUAAGCUUUCAGGGAAAGUGAUGAAAGUCACGGUGGAGCUUAUCAAAGAUAACUCCACAACAUAUGCUUUGACGUCAGCCAUUGCCUUGUAUAGGCCUGAUUUCAAAGUUGUUAGCACCGUGAGCACAAAUUUGCACAUUAAAUUCAAGAAUGGCCACGUAAAGCUCCCCAAUUUCUUAAUGCGACAUUUCUGGGUCCCCACAUAUGUCAUUCCUUAUGAAUUUAUCGACCCAGCACUGCUGGGAGAAAAAGUGGAGGAGACUCGAAGAAAUGUUUCUUUCCAACCCAACAUGACAGACGACCAAGUCACUCGAAAUAUAGACAAAAUCUUAUCGAGAACCUUCACAAAUCCAUACGGACCCAAAGACGGACCAAAAAAAUCAGAAACAGAUACAGAAACUGGUAGUGUGGACUCAUAUUUCCCCUUGGACCCUGAGACAAAACGCAAACUGGAGGAGUUUGAACGGGUUGGGUACUUGAGACCUGUUCCAACUCGCAGAGACUGUGAUUUGUCGAAGCAAACGUCCUUCGCAAGCUCCAAAUCCAGCCGACGGAGCUCUCGAGUACAGUUUAGCGGCAGCGACAACAACGGGAUGUAUAAAGUCAAAUCUUUGAUAGACUAUGACGAUAAAGACGGAGGCAGUGCUAAGAAGACGAAAUCGAUUGCCUCGACUCACAGCAAUGGUAAGCCCUCGUCAGCGAGAAAACCGCCAAGCACUAGACGAACCAAAAGUAUGGAUACUGUUCCGGCGACAGAAAACAAGAAGAAGGGCGGAAAGUUGGGCGAUUUCUUUCGAAAGAUAGGGCUCGGCAAAUAG
Lachancea meyersii CBS 8951 is the source of this 1986-nucleotide messenger RNA. The record is from the annotation of a GenBank genome assembly. NCBI's taxonomy places the organism in Eukaryota, Fungi, Ascomycota, Saccharomycetes, Saccharomycetales, Saccharomycetaceae.